Molecule: messenger RNA, 1331 nt
Organism: Tachysurus fulvidraco (yellow catfish)
Lineage: Eukaryota; Metazoa; Chordata; Actinopteri; Siluriformes; Bagridae
Product: membrane-spanning 4-domains subfamily A member 15-like
Exons: 7
Coding region: 664-1113 (149 amino acids)
Cellular component (GO): membrane
Source: RefSeq, a predicted model, not a curated record
ACACACAAUACAAUCUCCUGAGAAAAAGAGACACCGUUUAUUGGAAUUCAAAUAGAAAUUUCCAAGACUCCAAUUAUUCCUGAACUACAGUAUAGUAGAAGAAAAUGUUGUCCUCCAGUGAUAUUGAAUGUUGCUCUAUAUGAAAGACAUUCUCUUGAACAAUUUCUUGCUAGCCAAAAGAACAAUGCUAACUAACUGACCCAUUACAGGAGCCGUCCAAACUGGAGUCCUUAGAAUAAUAACUACAUUUAGAGUUCAACUUUCACUCGUUCACCAAAGCAAUACACUCCUACUCAUCGAGGCUAAUUGGAAAAACGACUUCAGUGUGCUAGGGAACAUAAAGUUUGGACUUGGAUCUGGAGUUGUUUUAAUUGCCUAGAUAAAGGUUUAGUAAUGUUCAAAUCAGUAUACUGCAUGAUUUUUAACAUUAGAUAAAUGAGAUCUGACUCAGCACAAGUUUUUUAGUGAACGUUCGUGACAAGAGGUACAACCACAAAAACCUUCUGGGUUCCUCUUAAGAAUCAGCCACCAGCCACCAGCAAAACUACCAAUACAGGUGUCAGUGACUUCCUCACAGUGAAGAACAUUGAAGCUGCAGCACAGCAGAAGACCAAGAAAAUUAUUUCAUUAUAAGGUUUACUGGAUCUCUUCAGCUCAGUGAAAAUGCCGCUACCUGCUAUCAAAACAGACUCGAAGUCACUCGGGAUUGUCCAGAUGAUGAUCGGAGUUGUGAUACUUUCAUUCGGUUCUCAGUUAAACGAUGCUCAGCCUUUGUGUGUCCGUUCCGGAGCUGUGUACUGGGGGUCAAUUUGUUUUCUAAUCGCUGGUUCUCUGUCGGUUUCUGCCGUGGAUCAUCGUAAUCCCUUCGUGGUGAAAUCCUCGCUGGUGAUGAACCUUCUCAGCGCUCUGGCUGCAGUUCUAGUCAUCAUUAUGUUGUCUGUUGAUCUGAGGGAAUUUUCUUCAUUAAUUGGAAUAAUUGGUAUCCUUGAGUUAAUAAGACGUACAUUCGUAGUGCUCCUGCUUUUCUCUAUACUUGAGGUCUGCAUGGCCAUCCGGACGUUUGUACUUCUGUGGAAAUCCAGAGACUCCACUGACGCUAUAGUCACACCUUAGGUGAAAGAUUGACAAUCUACGUGAGGAAAACGUCGACUCGCCUCAAUGCGUCUGCAGAGCUUUGUUUUCUAUGUUGCAUGAUUUUUUCACAUAUAUUCUUUACUGAUUUGAGAUAAUAAAUGCACUUCAUGUGUAUCACUGCAUCGCUUAGCAGCUGUCACAUGUCCUGAUUUUAUUGCUUUAUUGUUUUUAAAAUGAAAUAAAUAGAAUAAAACACA